AUCACACAUAGUAGACCGUAUUCCGUUCAAAUCACGGUGGUCUGCACCGCCGCGAUUGUAUACGGGACAGGGAAGCCUUUUGUUGCGCGAACAAUUCAAACUCAUUCAGAUGACUGAGGAUAUAAAUUGUUUGAACGAAUAUACAGUUCCUCGUCCGUUCGCCUUAACAUUACUGUGGUCUGCACCGCCCGUUUUCAGCAAUGAUUAACUCAUAGUUUAGACCAAACGGUACAUGUGCGACCAGACAUUGAAGGAGUACUUUCCUCCAGUGAGUUUGUUGAUAAGAGGAAAACAGCAGAAUGGCCGAAUCAACAGACGGCCAAACAUUAAGACUGAUCGAGAGGUCGCAACAUGUCAGCACGGGAAAUACGUCAGGAGAUGAAAAGGAUACCAAAGACAGCGAAUCUUCUAAUGCAGAUGGCAUCAAUAUGUGGCAGACAGCUGUUUCCAUAUCGGGUAUUUGUGCCGGUCUAGGUUUUCUAGCCGUCGACGUUCUUGUCGUUAGCACCGGUUGGGUUGGUUUCUUGCUCUUCGGCCUUUUGUAUGCCGCCUUGCUGUACACGUCGAUCAUAUUGGGUCGCUGCUGGAAUAUGGUACGGGCGAAGUGGGGCAGUGAGCGGCAUCCGUACGGCGCUAUUGGCCAGGAGGCCUUCGGUGACUGGGCACGAGGUGUUGUCAAUGUUUUAGUAGCUGUCGCUUGCUUCACCAACGCCAUUGUUUUUCUCAUGGGCUUCACUGAAAUGACCCUAACGAUAGGCGGGCCCGCACUGGAAGGUACUCUGUGCUACUGGCCUCCUGUGUUUGGGGUAAUCAUCUGUCCCUUUCUGUGGCUAGCUACUCCAAAGAAUUUCUGGUUGGUAUUAGCAGGCAGCUUUUUCACCGUCGUCCUGUCUGUGAUUUUCGUCAUCAUAUCAAUAUUUGUGGCUGGCGAUUCCAUGUCCAAGGGGACUAGCAACACCACGGUCACCACCCAUGGAGAGCUUCACGGAGAGAGCGAUUUUCUGCACCUCGCUGAAGUAGCCGGGACGGUUUUCUGGCUGAUGGGACAGCACAGUGUUAUUCCGACUUUGCAACAAGACAUGCAACAGCCACAGGGCUUCACUAAAGCCAUCAUCAUUGCUGACCUACUGACGUUAUUCCUCGCCCUGCCCAUGAUGCUGGUCUUGCUCAUCAUUUUCGGCGACACGCUGACCAACGUGACGGGUACCGCCAUCGUCUUCGACUUGCUACCGGAGGACGCCCUCAAGAAAGUCGCUGCUCUGCUCAUCUUGGUCCAUCUGGCUGGUGGCGUCUUGCUGGUGAACAACCCGCUGUUCCAGUAUUUGGAAGAGGUUCUAAAUAUACCAACAGAUUUUAGCUGGAAGCGAGUGGUUCUUCGCUCCUCGGUGCUCCUCGGGCAGAUCUUCGUCCAAGAGACACUGCCUCACUUCACGCUCUUGUCUUCCAUCUCUGGCGGAUUCCUUACGCCCAUCCUUGCCUUGAUAGUGCCUUGCCUCUGCUACCUACGCUUGCGGAGAAUAUACCAAGAAGUACCCUCAAAACUCUACACCCUCGAAACAGUCGUCUGCGUCAUCAUCAUUGGAGCAACUCCUUGCCUAAUAGGCGCCAUUUUGUUCGGCACUGGGACAGCCAUCGUCCGUGGUAAGACGGCGUUCACGGUGCCGUGUUACGUCAACGCGACCCAAGCUAGACUCUGAGUAGAAUUUUACCCUUUUUCGCGAGACCGUCCUUUUAAACUUUUUAACCAUUUUUAGUUAUUUUGGUUUUGAAAUAAAAAAACAAACUUUGUAAUCUUUGUAUGACAUUGCUGACUGAUAAAGUUUGAUAUUUUGGGUAACUGGGACUUCGUCAGCAGAACACAUUGGAGCUUUACUUGUUUAGAAAGUAUAGUCUGUUUUUUUUAACUCAAAAAAGCAUUUAGCAGAUUACAUUCAUUAAUGUACUGUUUUGUGUUUGUACACAAAAAGGACUCCAUUUUGUUAAAAAAAAACGGCUUUGCAAUUAAUUCAGCAGAAUCAAGCGUUUGUUAAGUGAAUGCUUUUCAGUAAGAGCAAAAAAGAAAACCCAAAUGGCAGGACCAUUUACUUAAUAAAGUUAUGCAUUUAGCGUUAUAAACCCAACCCAAAAAUAAAGGUUCUGUCCACGGAUCAAAAAAAGGCGUGUGUUCUUUUCAGCAAAACGAAAACAAUUCACAUUUUCGUUUUUCUGAAACAACAUCCUUUUUUGUAAUCCGUGGACAGAACUUUAAAACGGUAGUUGUGUUUAAAAUUCCGAAACUGAAAAAGUACGUAAGUGAUUUGAAUGAUUCUCGUACUAAAAAAAGCUUUGUAUAUAAUUGGGCUUAUAUAUCCUAGAUUUUGAUAGCGCUACAUGGAGAACUUCGUUAAAACAAUUGGUCCUGCCAUUUGGGUUUCCUUUUUGACUCACCCUGUAGAAAACAAUAAUGAGUCAAGCAUAAUGCUUUUACUAAAAAAAAAUGCAAUUGUCGUUUGUGUAGACUAAUAACUGGCAUUUGCUAGUUUUUAUGAAUAUUUCUCACUCUCAUAUUAUUAUGUUCUAUUUUGUGUUUAAUUUUACAUAACAUGGAGAAGGAAGUUGUGCAAGAUAAAUAUUAUUUAUUCCAGAAUUAAAUCUCAUAUAUAAGUCAUUUUAUGUAUACAUAUAGCUUUUUUCUAUGUAACGUUUUGCUCAUUUUCAUAUUCUGAGCAAAGAUGUUGCUUAUCUGUAGUCAGUAGGCUAAAGACUUAAUUGAAUUUCGAAAAGAUUUUUAGUUGUUUUAUCACGUGGUUGCCAAAUAUUAUGGGAUGAAAUCUUCAACAUAGGUCCUAAUUUUGAUUUAACAUGGCAGAGUGUUCUUUGGUGUUUGUAAUUAGAACUUUAAUAACCGUUAGUAGUGGCAGGACCAGAGCACAGCGGCUGACUAACGUUGCCGACGCUAGUAUGACAUUGAUCACUUUAAACGGUGAAUUAAAAGGUGCAAGUGGAUUCUUACGUAAUGCAACUUAGCCACACAGAUAUAGAAAUAAUCAAAUUUAUUUUUUUUAUAACUGAAACUUUGGAAAUGUUAUGAGGAUUUAAACCCCUUCCAAAAGCUAUUUUAGACAAGAAAACAGUAAAAAUAUAUUGUUUUAUAGUCACCGACUAUUUAGUUCUGAGUUUCGGCCUUCAAUCAUUGUAGUUUGGAACCACCGAGGUUCGAGAACGUUGAGUCAAUCACAAGAGAUGGGUGAUGAAGUGUUUUCUUUUUUUUUCAGCGGAUGUAUUAUUUUUGUGAAUAUUAUUUGUUGUUAUUUUAAUUAGAAGUCAAGAAGAGGCCUACCCACACAGGCGCAGAUCCAGAGGGGGAUUUGGGUGUC
Patiria miniata (bat star) is the source of this 3356-nucleotide messenger RNA. Its product is annotated as amino acid transporter AVT1I-like. The coding region runs from base 300 to 1697 and encodes 465 amino acids. NCBI's taxonomy places the organism in Eukaryota, Metazoa, Echinodermata, Asteroidea, Valvatida, Asterinidae. The transcript is spliced from 9 exons. The record is from RefSeq and is a predicted model, not a curated record.